AUGGGGUUUCUCGUGCCUCCGUGGUACAGUAGCGAGAUUCCGGACCGGUCCGGCUUGAAUGACGCCAGUCUUGUCCUGGGCGCUACCAUCCCUCUUGCCGUCUUCACUUUCGUAAAGAUUGCCAUGAAGACACAGACGAUAUUCGAGCGCCGCAGAACCUUUACGCCGUUCGUCAUCAUGUGCUGGGCCGAGUGGGUGGCAUCGGUAGCCCUGGCGACUUUGAGCUACCUCUACCUGAGCGACAUCAUUCCAGCCAGCUUUUGGACAUUCUUCUUCAUGAUGGCAUUCUGGGUGGUCGAGAUGCAGUGCAUCCUCCAGAUCAUCAUCAACCGCGUCGCCCUCAUCUCGCACAACCCGACCGAGGUCCGGCGGAUCCGACUUGGCGUCUUCGCCAUCGCCAUCGCCAUGAAUCUCGCCGGCUACCUCAUCUGGAUCCCCGCGCAGCUCCAGAUCAACCCGUACUGGGUGUACAUCAACUCCCGGUGGGAACGGUCGGAGAAGGUGCUCUACGCGCUCGUCGACAUGGCGCUCAACGCCUACUUCAUGUACAACGUCCGCACCAAGCUCAUACAGAUGGGCCUCAUCAAGUACAAGAAACUGUUGCGCGCCAACAUUGCCAUGGCGUGCGUGUCUGUCGGGAUGGACAUCCUCGUUCUCGGAGCCAUGUCCCUCCCAAGUACCAUAUUAUACGCGCAGUUCCAUCCGUUCCAGUUCCUCGUCAAGCUCUUCAUCGAGCUCUUCAUGGCCGACCUGAUUGCCAAGAUUGUGCGCGAGGAAAACCGGAUGAACACGAUCUACACGGACACGGGCGGCACCACGGUCGAGGAGAUGGCCGUCAUCAUGGCCGAGCAGGGGCCCGGGGCGACCGACUCGUUCGCGCGGGCGCUCGAGCAGUUUGGCGCGACGCAGAGCGGGCACCACAUGCACCGCAAGACGACGGUGGAUACUGCUGCCAACGCGUGGCGGCGCGUUGGAGGAGGAGGAGGAGGAGGAGUGAGCCUCUGGUCUAUUGUCAAUGACAUGCCCCUUGUUGGUCCGAUCCGCGUCACUGGUCCUGUCGGCGAUCGAGCUGCCAUCGUGUGCUCUUUGAGCGGCAAAAUUAUCCGCUUGUGCCGCGCAGUGAGCGAGCGAGGCGUUAGCCGUAUCUGGGGCCGGCAGCUAAGGACUACGAUGAAGGAUAAAGGGUGGCUCAGUCGUGGCGGCUUAGUGGUUGCGCGGGUGGGUUCCCGACGUAAUGCCAGCAACCCAGCCAUUCAGAGAACAACAAGUUAUGGUGCCAGACCAACCCUCGGCCGCUCCCGAAUCAUCUGCAAUCCUCAAUCCCAACCUUCUUCAAUUGAACAUCGAAGCUUCAUCUCUGCUCCGCCACAAGCGUUCUACCACCAGCAUCGUCAAUCCCUCCGUUUGGUCAAACUGCUCGGUCCCUUAUCGGCUGGCACCCGACCUUCCAACUCGGUCCAAACGAGCCCUCGCAUCAACCAACAAACACCCUCCGGCUUGUCUUGCCACUGUGGUGGCGGUUUGCCUACGCUCAUGGCGGAUGUCGAAGAGCUGCGACGGUUGCUAGGAGAAGAGAAACGCCGACGUGAAGAGGCCGAGAGCCGUGCACUAGACGAGCAACGCCGACGCGAAGACGAGCAACGCCGACGCGAAGACGAGCAACGCCGACGCGAAGUGGCCGAAGAACUUGCGAAAGCAUCACAACCGCAAGCCCUCCAGCAAUAUCUCGAGGCCUGCCACUCGCUCGACCUUGCAAUCCAGGUCGUAACCGACCGCUCUUUGACUACACAAGGCGACACCACGAACCCGACCGGCCGAAUUUUCCCUCGAAGAAUCAUCCCCUGGGACGACUUUUCGACGAAACAGGAGGAGGUCUGGGACGACCUCUCGAUUGGCAAUCUUUUCUCCUCCGUGCCCGCCUUCCCAUCUCAACAUCAGCUAGAAUACGUCAGGUCGUUGCUCAAGCCAAUUAGCAGUGAGCAGGGGCUCAGGGACUUUGAGCGUGAUGUUGUUGAAAACGCGGUUCAGAAGCUGGUUGAUGGGAUAUCCAUGGAUACAGUACUACGACGUACUCUCGGCCUUCAAGGAACGGUGACUUUCGAGAGCCAUACAAAUCUCGGUACGACCGAUAACGACCCCAUCUCCGAGCCCAUGGAGCGUAUGUCUCUUGACAGGGUCGGUGCCAGUGCUGCGGGUGCCAUGGCGACGGCGCCAGCGUCUUCCGCACAGCCACCGGCAGCGGCUCCCAAAGCCCGUCGCAAGGCGAGAGGCAAGGGCAACCGGGCGGACCAGUUCUGCAUAUACAGGACUUCAGAGGGGCAGAAUGUCCCGGCGCUGGCCAUUGAAUACAAGGCGCCUCACAAGCUCAGUGUGGAUGAGCUCGUCAUAGGUCUUGAGUCGGAGAUUCAGCCGGAACGGGAUGUCAUCAACAAGGACGGUCAAGGCCUCGCCUUCAUGGCUAAGUCACUCGCUGCCGCUGUCGUCACGCAACUUUUCUCUUACAUGAUCGGCAAGGGCAUCCAAUACGGCUACGUCUGCACGGGAGAAGCCUUCGUCUUCCUCCACAUCCCGGACGAUCCUGCCAACGUCUACUUCUCCGUAUGCGUGCCGAGCCUGGACGUCAUGGAAGACGACGAGACAAGACUCCAUCGCACGGCCGCCGCGCAGGUCUUCGCCUUCAUUCUCCAGGCCCUCCGUACGAGGCCACCGCCGGAGUCGUGGCAUGACGAGGCCGAGAGGCUCGAUACCUGGGCUGUCGAGUACGACGACAUCCUAAGAAGUUUCCCCACGACGGAACGUAAACAUAAGGAACCCCGCGCUUCUCCUUACAAGCCCCAACGUUGGAAAGGCUUCAAGCGCUCGCCGAUUCGGACUCGCUCUCGCUGCCAGCAACCGGACACCCAUGCCGGCCCCCGGGAAGACGACGACGAGGAUCCGCCUUCCCCUACUCCUCGCGCUGGCGGCAAGACAACUUCGUCGACGGGGAUGGGCUCGCGCGGUGGCGGGAGACGAGACCGGUGCCGAGGCCAGCAUCACGAGCCAGGCCCAAUGACGGAGCCAAGCAUACAUAAGCGGCCAUUCUGCACGCAGCGAUGUCUCCUGGGAUUGGCACGCGGCUGGCCCCUGGAUGAGAACUGCCCGAACUCGCACCAUCAUGGGCAGCAGGGGCGCAUCGACCAGCUCGAGUUCCUUCGUCUCGUCCGAGAUCAACUCGCCACAGAUCGCGGCCGUGACGCGGAUUGCACGCCACUCCAUCGAUCUGGGGCACGCGGUUCGCUCUUUAAGGUGCGGCUGUCGACACACGGCUAUACGCUUGUAGCCAAGGGCGUCGAAAGUGCCUAUCACGCUUAUCUGCAGCACGAGAACGACAUGUAUGACCGACUUCAUGCCAUCCAGGGGAAACACGUACCCGUCUGUCUCGGCAGCAUAAACCUGCUUCGGCCACACCAUUACGACGGCGGCGUCUACGAGCACUUCCUGUUUCUCGGCUGGGCUGGACGGCCCUUGUUCGACUACUACGACAAGGCCAGUCGGGCGCAGCUCGUCCAAGGAGUCACGACGAUAUUCAAGGCAAUCCACAGGCUACGCGUUCUCCACCGCGAUGCGGAGCCGCGCAACAUGCUGUGCGACGGUGGGACUCUCAUGGUGGUGGAUUUCGAGCGAGCUGAGUUCUGCGGUCGUCAGCCUCUCGGCUCCAUCGACGCGAAUGGCCGGAAUCGGAAGAGGAAGCGCGGGAUAUCGCUGAAACAGGGCAAGGACGACUUUGCGAGAGAGCUGGAGUCUGCCGUAGAGAAGGCUUCGAGGUGUAUUGCGAGCCCACCCCGUCGCGGUCGCUAA
Molecule: messenger RNA, 3837 nt
Organism: Microdochium trichocladiopsis
Lineage: Eukaryota; Fungi; Ascomycota; Sordariomycetes; Xylariales; Microdochiaceae
Exons: 9
Coding region: 1-3837 (1278 amino acids)
Source: RefSeq, a predicted model, not a curated record